AUGCUUCCUUUUAAGUUCUGCGCCAAGAACCCACCCCCUAUGUACAUCACCCUCUACUACCUCGUCACCCGGCUCCCUGACUCCCUUCGCUCGGUCAGGGACCACUCCCUCUCCCUUUGCCCCACCGCGCUCACCGUUGACCUCCUCGAGGAGCGCCUCCUUGCAGCUGAGAAGAGUAUAGUCGCUGUAGGAGCCUCUCGUGGUGUCCCUCGUGCCCCUUUCUUUGAGGGGUGCUCCCCCGUCCCCCUUUUGCCCUCUGUUGCCUCUACUGCUGCUGUCGACCUCGCUGGCACCUGUUACAUCAUGGAUAAAUAUGAGCUACGUUGGGGUAGGGUGUUUAGUCGCCGGGAGGAGGAACGAGCACGAGGUGAGCCGUCACAUGAGCGCGGGCGAUCUCUGGAGCGCUCGCCGCGAAGGCCGGCAUUUCGCGCAGAUAGAGUCCCCGUCGCUGGGGACCGACGGGCGGAAGGGAGGCCUAGCGUGGCAGUGGGUGGAGAAGGAUACGCCGCAAGCGUGGACGGAGACGUGUGGCGAAGAGGGCAUGAUCGCGGAGAUGGAUACGGGAGCGGAGACCGACGCACUGUGGGAGUGUUCCGCUCGCCGGAAGAGCGCGGGCGCCGCCGUGAUGAGAGGGGCCGUUGGCAGGGCGUCGAGCGAUUCGACGCCAACCAAGGAGGGGAGGCCGCAGAAAAGGAAGAAGCGUGGGAGACGUCCGGCGAGGAAGAGGCAGAGGAGGACGCAGCGAACAUGGAACGGGCGGUCGAAGACGCCAACGGAGAAGAUGACGGCGAGGAACCCGCGGCUGGGCUCGGAAGCGCCGAGCCUGAAGAGGCGGACGUUGCCGGGGGCGCAAGCCAGGCAGGGGCGGAAGGAUCGCGGUCGGGACGGUCGGAAUCACGCGGCCGCGACGCAAGCCGCCAGGAGGAGCAUUACGCGGAGAGGUUGCGUCAGCAGGAGCGGCGGGACUGGGGCGUGCAUGCCGGCGCUGUGGGGACGCAAGGAGAACGCGGCAAAAGGGAGGAAGAGGGACCGCGCGCGUCAAGGGAAGGAUCGCGGCGCUGGGAGCGGCCUUCUGUUAACCCUCGCGCACUCGACUGGCGCCAGGCACAAGGGGGCUGGGGCGAAGACGACGCACGAUCGCCGGACAGGCAGCUGAUGCACAAGGGAGGAUGGGAGGGCGAGCCACGCGCAGCCAGCCACCACUGGCAGUGGGAAGAAGGACACGAGGAGGGGCCCAGCUCAUCAAAGAGGCGCGGCCAGCGGCAAGAGGGGCGCGGCGGGGAGGCACGGACGUCUGGCCCGCAAGCGCAAUGGGAGAGGAGGGUGAGCGGCGGAUUCCGCUCGCCUCUCGUCCGGCAGCAGCGGGGAAGAGAAGGCGGCGGAGACAGGCGCUCGCCCGGAGAUCGACGGCAGCAAGGAAGGGGAGAAGCAUGGGAACCGUCGCCAGAGAGGCAGCGGCAGCGAGAGACGAGCACGGCGAGGUGGAGAGAGACAUGA
Messenger RNA from Closterium sp. NIES-65, 1497 nucleotides. Lineage: Eukaryota; Viridiplantae; Streptophyta; Zygnematophyceae; Desmidiales; Closteriaceae. The record is from the annotation of a GenBank genome assembly.